CAGUAGUACGUCAUGAUGGCUGAGUGGAAAGAUUGUAUGAAAAAUCUAAAGGGGGUUUUGUUAGAUAUCUGUGGAGUUUUGUAUGACAGCGGGGAAGGAGGAGGAGUGCCUAUUCCGGGUUCUAUAGAAGCAGUGAAAAGGAUCAAGGCAUCUGGCUUGAAGCUACGCUUUUGCACCAAUGAGACUCAGGCAACCAGGGACAAGUUUGUGGCAAAACUACAGCGGAUGGGCUUCGACAUCUCUGUGAAUGAAGUGUUCUCUCCAGCCCCAGCAGCCUGUAAAAUCCUAAAGGACCGUGGGCUAAGACCACACCUGCUAGUUUAUGAUGAAGUUGUCCCCGAGUUUGCAGGUGUCGACAAAUCAAACCCCAACUGCGUGGUGGUCGGAGAUGCUGCCGACAAUUUCUCCUACAAGAAUGUUAACGAAGCUUUCAGAGUCCUGAUAGGACUUGAGAAGCCAGUGUUAAUAUCAUUAGGAAGAGGGCGCUACUACAAAGAAACAGAUGGCUUGAAGCUUGACGUUGGGGUCUAUAUGAAGGCAUUAGAGUACGCUUGCGAUAUUGAGGCUGAGGUGGUCGGAAAGCCAGCCAAGAUGUUUUUCCAGUCAGCAUUAGCAGACAUGGGCGUCGAACCACAACAGGCCAUCAUGAUUGGAGAUGAUCUGGUGAAUGAUGUCGGCGGAGCUCAGCAGUGUGGGAUGAAGGCUCUACAAGUGAGGACAGGAAAGUACAGGCCCAGUGAUGAGAAGCACCCCACGGUCAAGGCAGACGGUUAUGUGAACAACUUGGCUGAAGCUGUGGACAGGAUCCUGAAACACUUGGGUGAAUGAAGGUGGUGUCAAGGGCGCUAGCGACUGCGAAAUUCAUUUAGAACACAGGGCUCCUUUAGUAGAGAAAUGCCCCUUUGAUAACACGCACUGCCCCGUGAUGACUCAUUAGUGGCUAACCCAUUAACUGACAUUGUAACUACAUGCAUGUUAGACAGCUCUGGCACAUGGAGGGGAUUUAUUAAGUUCUCAAUAAAUACAUGAACAUUG
This is a messenger RNA of Polyodon spathula (Mississippi paddlefish), 1035 nucleotides long. RefSeq names its product phospholysine phosphohistidine inorganic pyrophosphate phosphatase. The transcript is spliced from 7 exons. Gene Ontology annotation, biological process: dephosphorylation. Gene Ontology annotation, molecular function: inorganic diphosphate phosphatase activity; phosphatase activity. The coding region runs from base 13 to 828 and encodes 271 amino acids. NCBI's taxonomy places the organism in Eukaryota, Metazoa, Chordata, Actinopteri, Acipenseriformes, Polyodontidae. The record is from RefSeq and is a predicted model, not a curated record. Gene Ontology annotation, cellular component: cytosol.